Danaus chrysippus (African queen) is the source of this 2715-nucleotide messenger RNA. NCBI's taxonomy places the organism in Eukaryota, Metazoa, Arthropoda, Insecta, Lepidoptera, Nymphalidae. The record is from the annotation of a GenBank genome assembly.
AUGGGGUCCAUGCGACCUAAUGGACGUUUCCUUUCAUUUGCUAAUAACAUACAGAGAACUCAAAAGCAACCUGUCCCAAGUGGAUUUCCCCAAAGUCUAUCCGGCAGUGAGACAGAUGUGUCCACAUCAAAUGAGAAUCUGUCUAGAGAGGAGAGGUAUGUUGUGAGGCAUACAGCACGAGUUGAACCACAAGGACAGGAGAAUCAAAGCCAGACUAACAAUAAUAAUAACAACAGCAAUAGAAAUACAUUGAAGGAUAAUGUAUCGGGCAGUAACCGCAACUCAUUAAAAGACUCGGUAGGUGGAGGUAACAGCAAUCGUAGUUCCUUGGAUGUUUCAUCAUCAUCAUACAAUACCCUCAUCAUUCAUAAUCAGGAUGACUCCUGGUCUUCAAGACCAACACCAAUUCGGGAACAUGAAAGAACAAACAGUGAAGUUAAGCAUACAACAACACAGUCUUCACCAUACCACACCUUGAAGAAGAGUGAUGCAGCGAAAAAGCCUAGCGGGAUACCUCUACCGAAAGUUCAUAAAGAGCAAACGGUUACAACAAGUGCUAAUUAUAUAGAUAUCGGAGGUCAAAGAAUUUAUACGAGCCCACCCGAUCAAGGAGUUCAGGAAAUAACUGAAAUACCGGAUGAUUUUCUGAAUCAGUCAUCAGUUCUGAAACAUCUUGCCAAGGAAGUUACCCAAUCUCCGACACCUCGAGGGCUCACACCUCCUGCCUCUCCCCAAUCAACUCGAGCUCCCUCGAAACCUCGUGAAGAAAGGAAAGGAAAAGGAUCGAAAGCUAAACUCAGUAAAGAAAAGUUGAAUUUGUCAAGAUCACAGCCGGAUCUAACAAGUGUUGGUGUCCGAGCAGUACCUGGUGGUUCAGAAUCCAGCGGUUGGUGUAGCGGAGGCGAGGGUUCUUUGGAGGAGGCUGAUGAUGCGUUUGCAGCUGUUCUGGAUGCUCUAGCAGCUGAGAACCACGCGCUGAAGAGACAGCUGGCUGAUGCGUGCGAGCGAGUAGCCAAGACACAUAAGUUGGAGCAGGAAGUGGAAAAGGUUCGUACAGCCCACGAAGAGCUGGUGGGGUCGUGUGAGAGAAGGGAGCGCCUGGAGCGAGCCGCGCGGGUGAGGCUGCAGGCUGACUGUAGGCGACUACACGAGAUUAAUAGGGCUCUCAAACACCAGACGGAGUUACUAUCGUCUGGAGGUCGGGCGGAGGGCGGCGCUAGUGUGGAGGCUCUGAGGAAGGAGUUACAAGGACGGGAGAUGCUCAUAGCGCAACUAAUUACACAGAAUAAGGAGCUGGCCUGCGCUAAGGAGCGUCAGGAGAUAGAGAUGUCAGCUCAGCGGGCGACGUUACAGGAGCAGAGGACGCACAUCGACAUACUGGACACGGCGCUCACUAACGCUCAGGCUAACGUGGUGCGGCUGGAGGACGAGUGUCGUCACGCGAGUGGGUACGUGGAGCGCGUGUUGGGUCUGCAGAGGGCGCUGGCGUCGCUACAACAGGCAUCGGACAGGAGGGAACAUACCGAGAGGAAGCUGCGGGCACAGCUAGAAACGGAACUACAGGCGCUCAGAAAACGUGAGUGUGUGUGCGGUGGUGUUGAUACGUCUGGUGUGAGUGGUGGAGGGGGCACCGCGUGUGGCGGGGAGGCGGGGGCGGAGGCCGAGCUCAGGAGGGCGCUUCGGUCCAGAGAUGAGAGGCUGCUGGCUUUAGAAGGGGAGUGCGCCAAGUGGGAACAACGAUACUUGGAGGAGGCCGCGCUCAGACAGGCGGCUGUCUCCGCAGCAUCCAUACCUAAGGACGCUAAGAUCGCUGCCUUAGAGAAGACGUCAGCGGAGUCCGAGAGGUUGAUGGCGGAAGCUCGCAGUGAGAAGAUACGACACAUGGACGAACUACACUUAGCACAGAAGAAGGUGGCUGACUUGGAGAGUAGGGUUAAAGAGCUGGAGUCUAAAGUGGCUGAGCGUGAUGCGAUGAUCAAAGUGUUACAGAAACACACGAGCGCCGCCUCCCUCAGAAACAACUCGAGUAGAGAGGAACUCGUGGGCCUAUCGUCGGGAGCGUCGUUCUCUAGCGCGGAGGGCGUGGGCUCGGCCGGCGUCACCAACCGAUACAGGCACCUCGCACGGAGGAACUACUCCCCACACAACGAUAACAGCGGCUGCGGGUUCGACAGUUCGUCUCUCCGCCUUGAGGAGCAGCUGGCCGCGUUAGAGUCCCGCCUGGAGCGGCCGCCGGUGCCCGCUCGAGGGUUGUGCUGUUUCCCUGGUCUGAGUGCUGCGGGCGUUCGUGGUCGAGGCGAGGAAGCUUUACUUCUGGAGCGUCAAGGUCGAGCCUCUCAGCAAACACGUUCGUCCAGCCUCCCACCACCACCGUCAGCCCUUCCUCGACCGCCACGGAAACCCUCCGCCAGAAACACCAGAUACGAGAGAAUGGAACACAGGGACGCUCGGAAAGACUCCGACGGAUCUGGUUCUAUCGCAUCAACAGCGUCUCGUAGUUCACCCUCGCCGUACGACACAGUCCGUAAGUUACCAUCAGUACCAACAUCAGCUUCCCUGCCGGCGGCCGAGUCUCGUGAGUCUCUCGUAAGGCCACGCGACUCCAGCUUACCGUCGCCUUCCAAGCUGGCUGUCUACGCUGCAGCUAGACGACGCUCCGCUGAAUCAGCCAAAGAUAACAAUAAAAGAACACACCACUAUCGUAUACAGUUCUGA